This is a messenger RNA of Drosophila innubila, 2492 nucleotides long. RefSeq names its product longitudinals lacking protein, isoforms J/P/Q/S/Z (gene rib). The record is from RefSeq and is a predicted model, not a curated record. NCBI's taxonomy places the organism in Eukaryota, Metazoa, Arthropoda, Insecta, Diptera, Drosophilidae. Gene Ontology annotation, cellular component: nucleus. The coding region runs from base 32 to 2161 and encodes 709 amino acids. The transcript is spliced from 2 exons. Gene Ontology annotation, biological process: regulation of transcription by RNA polymerase II. Gene Ontology annotation, molecular function: DNA binding; protein binding.
CCACAAUCCUCAGCAACUGAGGCCCGACGAGAUGGGCGGACCGACGCCAGUGGCCAGCAGCGAGGGUCAGACGUACUGUCUGCGCUGGAAUAAUCAUCAGACGAACCUCGUGCAGAUCCUACAUGCUCUGCACGAGGUGGGCAGCUAUGUGGACUGCACCCUGGUCGUGGAUGAUGAACAGUUCAAGGCACAUCGCGUUGUCCUUGCCGCCAAUUCACCCUACUUUCAGGCCAUAUUGCAGGAUGUGCCGCAGGAUCAGUGCAGCAUCAUAUUGCCAGGGGUGAAGGGAUUCGAGAUUGCCGCCCUGCUGCAAUACAUGUACACGGGCGAGACGACGGUGACCAAGAGCCAGGAGCCGGAGAUACUGCGCACCGCCAAGGAGCUGCAGGUCAAAGGACUCUACGAUAACCUCAUGAAGUUCAAUCACAAGGCCAUCUCACCCACGUCCAGCUCCGGCGGUAAGCCGCUUAACGGUGGAUCCGAUGCUGCCUAUGGACAGCACAAUUCCUCAUCCGUGAUCUCAACAUCGACGCAUAUUUCACCCAGUGCCGCCAUCUCGAGCAGCUGCUCGCCGCCUCCGCCUCCCUUUGGUGCCUACCAGCCGCCCUACACGAGUUUCCCCGCCUCCAGUGGCGUGCCCAUGAACAUCAAUGCCCACAUCCCAGCUGGCGAGGCUCCUCUGACUCCCACACACUCCACGCCGCAUGCUGCUGCCGCCGGAGAAUCUGGCCAGUGGCCACUUUCCCCCUCUGCCGCCGCCGCCGCCAUGUUGAAUUCCGUAUACGAGUCGGCGGCUGAUAUGAAUCCGCUCAAGCGCAAGAAGCUAUCGGCCAUCUCGAGCAUGUUGCUCAACAGCACACGGGACACACCCAUUUUACGCAAUGUGUUGGCCCAGGCGAAUCCCGCAGACUCCUCCCAGCCGAAUCCUCUGAUGCUGCCGGGCGUCAAGAAUCCCGUGGAGAAGACGCCAACCCAUCAGCAUCCACAUCAACUGGGCAGCGGAAGCGGAAGCGGCAGUGCUGCCGGCGCUGGUAGCCACAGCUUCAAUGGUUCCGACUACGGCGGUGAUAAGGAGCCGCUGUCGCCGCACACGGAUCGCUCCUUUGAUGAGGAGACUGGCGGUCAGGGCAGCGGCAAGAAGCCGGAGUGGAAGCGCUACAAGCAAUACACCCGGGCGGACAUGAUGUGCGCCAUCCAAUGCGUCCGGGAGGGCAUGAGCGCUCUCCAGGCGAGCAGGAAGUUCGGACUGCCCAGUCGCACCCUGUACGACAAGGUGCGCAAGCUGAAUAUCAACACCGGACGUGGCACCCAUCGCACUCCAAAGCGCAGUCCGCCGGGUGAAUCCUCGGCAGCGUUUCCCUAUUCCGCUGCCGCGGCGGCGGCUGCAGCUGCCCACAACUACGGGCAGACGGAGCUGAAGCACGACCAGAAGGAGCCGGGCUCAGGACAUGGUCAUCAUGGUCAUGGUCAUGGUCCACAUGGUCAUGGUCAUGGUCAUGGCAUGCCGCCAACGAUUCCACACUCGGCUGCUGCUCUCUUGGAUCACGCCUUCCUGCAACAGGCGCUGGAGAACCGUGGAGGCGACAUUGCUGGCCGGGAGGCGCUCCAUGCCAUGGCCUUGGCGGCAGCUGCUCAUGCCGCCGCCAAUCGCAUGUCCAACAGUCCGCCGGGCUCCAAUGGCCAUGUGCCACCUUCACGUUCACCUGUCCACCACUAUGCUGAGCAAGAGCACGAUCAGGAUCAGGAGGAGAAGCACGGCCAGGCGCUGAUCAAACGGGAGGCUAUUGAGGAGGAACGCGAUGCCGAUGAUGAGGAUGAUCAUGAUCAAGUGGAGGAUCUGUCGCUGCAGCGCAAAGAGCGUCCCGAGUCGCCCUAUUCGCCACCUCCGCCACGUGCCGCCUCCCCCAUGGAAAGCGCCAGUGUCAUCAUGCACUCCUCCAACUCCGCCUCGGUGUCCACCAAUGGCAAGGAAUCCCAUGACCUCGAGCCGGAACAGGAGCGGGAGCGGGAGCAUGAGCUGGAUGACUUCAAUGAGGCGGCAUCCCCAGCUCCGGCUCCAGCUCCAGCUCCAGCCAUGGGAUUGGGUCUAGGCUUGGGAUUGGGCAUGGGCAUGAAGCGGGAGCUGCUUGGCAGCGAUGAGGCGCAGGCCCGCACCGACUGAUUGAUGCUAACGAUGGCCUGGCAAUAUGCGACCGAUAGCCAUGACUCCAUGUUCUAGGCCAGCACCCAUUCACGAUCCUUUAAUCCACCCUGUGUAUAAAUCCUCCUUCAUUUUAUUCUGGUUCGGCGUACAACGUGCAAAACUUAUAUAUGUUGUGUUCUCCAACAUCGACAUGCUCCGGCAUCGAUUAGCGGUAGUGAAGCUUUAAUAAAACCCCCUUUAAAAAGAAAAUUACCCGAUAUUCCUCAUAUCAAUCAAUUAGGGGCAGCACUUCAAGAAAGAAAUAAUCAAAAACAAAACAUUUAGAAACACUAAUAAAAGAAUACUAAGA